This is a messenger RNA of Cyclospora cayetanensis, 1365 nucleotides long. RefSeq lists its product as uncharacterized. Bases 1 to 1365 code for a protein of 454 amino acids. The transcript is spliced from 12 exons. The record is from RefSeq and is a predicted model, not a curated record. NCBI's taxonomy places the organism in Eukaryota, Apicomplexa, Conoidasida, Eucoccidiorida, Eimeriidae. Gene Ontology annotation, biological process: cristae formation.
AUGCAAGCGAGCUAUGCCAUCCCUGGCAAUGCGGAGGGCAUGGCAGCACCUGCAGGUAAAGCUCAAGGAAAUGUAGAGGAAGAAGAAGCUGCAGCAGCGUCAUUACCUCUUCCAGCCUUCUCGCCAGCAGACGCAGCACCGCUAGAGGCUAUGGGCGUUGCUGAAAAACGCUCCUCGAUUCUAUUAGACUUGUAUUACUCGUUGCUGGGCGUUCCUUCGAACGCAUCUCCGUCAGAAAUUAGGAGGGCAUAUUACGCCUUGUGCAAAAGGCUUCAUCCGGAUAACGGCGCUGCUGAUGCUGAGGAGCUGCACAAAGUGCAAGAGGCAUAUCGCGUGCUAUCAGACGAGGCGAAAAGGAUACGCCUAGACAUCAAAGACCGCAAAUACACCAAAGAAGAGCAGGAGAGGAAGCUAGUUGAGCUGCAAGAGCUGCAACGUUUGCGCGCCAACAGAGACUUGCAAAACAUGCAAAUUGAGUAUUCCCAAAAGCUCAGUAGGGAGAAGGCAUCGAACGGGGUGAUUGUCGAUGAGCAUCUUGAGGGGCCUUACAUGGAUGUUACUAUUCCUCUUCAGUGUCAAAUUGACAAUUCUCGCUUCGUCUUUCCUGGAGGAGCUGCGGCUUCUUUUGAGCAACUUAAGGGCUUUUACAACCCUGCUCCCCUGAUUAGUGGCGGCGAUAUUUCCCUCUACGUACUUUACAGAUUCCGAGGAGCGCUGCACGAAGUUACUGUCUCCGACUGCUCGCAGUUGGCUCUCCCUUUAAAAGCCGAGCCGACAUCGUUGGACCCCGUUUGUGUGUGUUGUCAUGCACAGGAGCAUGCAAAAGCUCUGUCUGCGUGCGUUUACGUGAGUGUCUGCGCUUUCGCGUGUGGAGUGCUCUGUGCAGUUCAUCUAUGCGUAAGUGGCGUGCCGAGGGGGCCAUACGCAGCCUGCAACCUUUCGAAGCUGGCAGAUGAAAUGACUGUGCUGCACUGCCGCGCUUCUCUAUUAUUUCGUCCAGCCGCAGCGUCUGCAGCAGCUGCUGCUGCAGUUGUGGGCUUGGGUGCAGCACAAACACGAAGAAGUUGCGGCUGGAGCGUCGACUGCUUCGCUCGCUGGCUUCACCUCCCACAUUUUGCCAGUGAGGUGGCUGUCGAUACACUCGGGGCGCAGCAGGUGAGCAGCGCCUGCGCGCGCGAGGACAGCGCGUCAGGAAAGGCUGCACUCAAUGCUGUGGAGAUGCCAACUAUACCAAAAGCUGUCUCCUGUGCAUGCCCUUUCGCGGCAGCAGAAGCAGCUGAGGCAGGAUGCAUGCAGACAGAACGCACAGGCAAGCGAGCGCCUCCCGCUGGUGCGACGUGCAUGUCGGGAGGAGAGCCAGCAUGA